This is a messenger RNA of Prunus armeniaca (apricot), 618 nucleotides long. Lineage: Eukaryota; Viridiplantae; Streptophyta; Magnoliopsida; Rosales; Rosaceae. The record is from the annotation of a GenBank genome assembly.
AUGCAGGCGCAUGAUCUGCAUACAGGCAUGGAUGUUUGUGUGAAAAUUAUAAAGAACAACAAAGAUUUCUUUGAUCAGAGCCUUGAUGAGAUAAAGCUUCUCAAAUACAUCAAUAAGCAUGAUCCUGCUGACAAGUACCACAUUCUACAUUUGUACGAUUACUUCUAUUAUCGAGAACAUCUGUUGAUAGUAUGUGAACUUCUCAAAGAAAACAUGUAUGAAUUUCAUAAAUUUAAUCGGGAGUCAGGAGGGGAGGUCUACUUCACAAUGCCAAGACUGCAGUCAAUUACAAUUCAGUGUCUAGAGGCGCUUCAGUUUUUGCAUGGCCUUGGCCUGAUACAUUGUGACUUGAAGCCUGAGAAUAUACUGGUGAAAAGCUACAGUAGGUGUGAGGUGAAAGUCAUUGAUCUUGGGAGUAGUUGCUUUGAGACAGAUCAUCUCUGCUCCUAUGUUCAGUCUAGAUCAUAUCGUGCUCCUGAGGUUAUCUUGAGACUUGCAUAUGAUAAGAAAAUAGAUACAUGGUCACUUGGCUGCAUCUUGGGCGAACUUUGUACUGGCAAUGUAAGUGCUAUGCAUCCAUAUAUGCUUGUGACUCUGGACAUGAGGGCUAUACUCUGA